This is a messenger RNA of Toxoplasma gondii ME49, 1467 nucleotides long. RefSeq names its product RNA recognition motif-containing protein. The coding region runs from base 39 to 1361 and encodes 440 amino acids. The transcript is spliced from 10 exons. The record is from RefSeq and is a predicted model, not a curated record. Gene Ontology annotation, molecular function: RNA binding. Gene Ontology annotation, cellular component: ribonucleoprotein complex. Lineage: Eukaryota; Apicomplexa; Conoidasida; Eucoccidiorida; Sarcocystidae.
GUUCUCGCCUUUCUUGUCGCCUUCGACGUGCUGGCAAAAUGUUUGUACCUCUUCCCCGAAACGCGGAAACUUUUUCGGACAGAGAACGAGGCUUGGUAUCGUCGUUUUCCCCCCCGCGAAAACAACUCCGAAAUGCUCGUUACAGUUCUAUUGCUUGGCAAGAAAGUGAGGCCGUUACGGCUCCGUACGACAUGUUCUGCAACGAGGAAACGGCUGGCAAUUUCCAGAACGGUUCCUUGACCGAGAAAUACCGGACUCUCGCGCCGCCUCCCCAGGAGCUGCUGCGUGGAGGGAAACCGGGCACGAACUCCCUUUCGUCGUUGGAACCUGAAUCUGAGUAUCGCAGCCUCCUCGUUACACAGCUUCCUGCGUUCCUCGACACAGAGACCCUGAAACUGCGCAUUCAAGAGCUGUUCACCAAAGAAAUCCCGAAGCUUCUCCAGGAAACGCCGUAUUUGUGUGGUCCAGUGGCCGGUCCUCCGACCAAAGAGGAAGCUGUGCGACCUGGAAGUCGCCACCAAAGUGUCAUUCAUCCUCGGCAUCUCGUGAAUGCAGAGGCUUUUGACUUACCCUUCUCUAUUUGUGACAUUCGCGUAGCAAAACCAACAAAGUCUGGGCACAGUUCGUACGCCGUCAUCGACUUCGCUUCCGCGAAACUCAUGCAAACCGCCCUCGCGUUCUUUGGAACCACUCCUGUUUUGCCCGGAACUUCUCAUCACAUUCGCUUUUCUCCACAUGCCACAUGGGCGGCUCCGGUUCCUGUGGAUCAGUACCACCUCUACAUCGCGGGUCUGGGUCCCGAAGCAACAGAUGAAGACGUUUUGGAGUUGCUGAAGGCUCUGGGGACUGAAAUUCCCCGCUCUAUUAAGGUGGUAAAAGAUGCGAAAUGUCGAAACAAUAAAAGUCUCGGCUUUGCCUUUCUUCGCUUUACGAGUGUCGAGGCCGCUUUACGAGCUCUCAAAAUCAUCCAGACUCGAGGCGCAGCGUACGGCCUCCUGGGACGCCGGGUGUAUGUGUCUCCAAGCCACAAACAAGUAACACAGUCGUGUAACGGCUCCAUUUUCCUCGCAAAUGUACCGCCUGAUGCCACAAAGGAGGAACUGCGGACGCUGUUCAGCUACUUCGGCGAUCUGCGGUCGGUUGUCACUCACAGCUUCAAGCGCAUCGCCUUCCUCGAAUUCAGUUCUCAUGAAUCCGCCCUCGCCGCCAUCACACACAUGCAGGGCUACAUGCUCCGUUGCCAUAGUCUCGCAUGUGCCUGGAGCGUCCGUCGCCACACAACAUAUCAAGAAGAAGGCAUUGAGGAGGACGACGGAUAUCGACAAGCAGAAGAGGUAUGUUUCACUCCGCCGCCUCCCUAAGAUUCGUUCGCGAAAAUUCAAUACUCGCAUGCCCACAUGUGGACUGUAACGACGAAAAGGAGAUGCUCCUUACAUACAGCUCAUCGCCACCAAUGUUUAUUUUGUC